Vespa mandarinia (Asian giant hornet) is the source of this 1062-nucleotide messenger RNA. Its product is annotated as fatty acid synthase-like. Gene Ontology annotation, biological process: fatty acid biosynthetic process. Gene Ontology annotation, molecular function: fatty acid synthase activity; oxidoreductase activity. The record is from RefSeq and is a predicted model, not a curated record. Lineage: Eukaryota; Metazoa; Arthropoda; Insecta; Hymenoptera; Vespidae.
UAUAAAUUCAAUAAAGAAACAUUUUCUAGUAUCGAUGAUAAUCACAUUGGAAAUUCUCGAGAUAUUAGUUUUGAGAAAAUGGUUUUGCAACAAACCAAUGGUGCAGGUGUAGACAUUGUUCUAAAUUCUUUAGCGGAAGAUAAACUUCAAGCGAGUCUACGUUGUUUAGCCUAUAGAGGUAGAUUUUUAGAAAUUGGAAAAUUUGAUUUAGCCGCAAAUAAUGAAUUAAGCACCAAAAUCUUUAUGAAGGGUAUUAGUUUUCAUGGUGUGAUGUUAGAUAAGGUUAUUAACACAAAUGACGAAAUUAAAAACGAAAUUAGUUCAAUAUUCAACAAACUUAUUAAAGAGAAUGCUAUCAAACCGAUUAUUAGGACAGUUUUCGGCAAAGAUCAAAUAGAGACAGCACUUAGAUUUAUGGCAGCUGGAAAGCAUAUGGGAAAAGUACUCAUAAAGAUCCGUCAAGAGAAUGAACCACUAAAUACACCCAUUUUGGCUGAACCUUUUUAUACAUGUAUUCCGAAUAAAAGUUAUAUAGUUCUUGGUGGAUUGGGAGGUUUUGGUUUGGAAUUAAUCAAUUGGUUGGUUCAUCGAAAUGCUCAAAAUAUUGUCAUUAUUUCGCGGAACGGCAUAAAGAAUGGUUAUCAAUCCAUGAGAAUCAAAAUAUGGGAAUCAAACGGCGUGAAUAUCAAGAUUCUGGUUGGUCUCGAUGCGGCUAAACAAGAAGAUUGCGAGCUUAUCGUGAAAAAAGCGAUAGAUCAAGGUCCAGUUGAUGGUAUAUUCAAUCUUGCAGUUUCUCUGAAAGAUAAUAUUUGUAGAAACCAAACGCUGCAAACUUUUAAAGAAUCUUUCAAAGGUAAAGCAUGGGCUUCGAAAUGUUUGGACGAGGUGACCAGAAAACUUUGUCCAGAUCUUCGACACUUCGUAGUUUUUUCUUCUGUCUCGUGCGGAAGAGGAAAUGCCGGACAAACAAAUUAUGGUAUGGCUAAUUCCAUUAUGGAAAGAAUAUAUGAGAAAAGAGUAGGUUUGUCUAGAUUAGCUAUACAAUAGGGAGUGAUUGGAGAU